UAAUAUAUCUUUAUUUUGUUUCAGGUGUUACAUGCAAAAAGAAAUUGGAAAAUUCAAGAAGAAGAAAGAAGGGACUCAAUUGAAGAAAUUAAAAGUUGGAUGGCUCAAGCCCUGCCCAGCCUUUCCUCGCACCAAGCCCUGCGCCCCUAAGCCUGCGCCCCUACGCCUCUACCCCUGCACCUGCCCUGCACCAAAUCCUGGCCUUGCUCUGCACCGAGCCUGCGCCCCUGCUGCACCGAGCCUGCGCCUGGAUCACGCCCAGAUUUCCUUGCUAUGCGCCCCCUGCUGCGUUGACCCUGCUGCUGCGCCUUUGUCCUUGCAGCCAACCGAGCAUGAGACAAACCUGCAGGAUGACAUCACGCUCCAGCUUUGUUGGCUGCCCUGCAGGGCCAGUUUUGGCCUCACCCGAUCAACGGUGGAAGGAAAAAGAAGAAAAAUUGAAGGGUUUGGAUGAGGAGAGAAGAAGGGUUUUUAGGGUUUCUGUGUUUGGGUAUAAAUAGAGGGUUUUAGGUUAGAAACGGGGGGGGGGUCUUUUGUUUUUGAGGCUGGGUGUUGAGAACGGCAGUAGAGAGGAGAGGGCGGUAGAGAGAGAGAAGUUCAAAAAAUGGAGAUCUGGUUUUGAGAGGGAGAAGAAAAAUGAAAAAUUGAAAGGAAAAGAUCUGGGCUGGAGGUGGAUCUCUUGGUCUGAGUUUGGGGUGUUGCUUGAGAACAGCGGGAGGAUCACUGAGCUGAGCAAGAUUCUGCAUUUUUUGGGUUUUCAUCUUAGGUAUUUUCCUGCAACAGAGGAGUCUUUUUUGGGGAGGCAGUGAGGGGAAUGAUCUGGCUUGAUCUCGUGGGUGGGAUCCGCCAGAUCGGACUCCGAUCUGUUACCCAAAAAGCUCCGCCGUGUUUGCUUCUUUUGUCUUUCUGUUUCCGUGACAUGCUUUUGUGAUGUUUACGUUUGUAUAUGUUUAUUGAAAAUCAAUGAAAGAUAAAAAAAAUGUUCAGUU
Molecule: messenger RNA, 989 nt
Organism: Rubroshorea leprosula
Lineage: Eukaryota; Viridiplantae; Streptophyta; Magnoliopsida; Malvales; Dipterocarpaceae
Source: the annotation of a GenBank genome assembly